AUGGCUGGUCUCAAGAUUGCUUUCCUCAUCAUUGGUGCUUUCCUCUUAACCACACAGGUUGAAUCCAAAGCCGUUAAUGACAUUGACAUCACUGUCAUCGUAAAACUCAUCAAGAAGAUUGUCGAUAAAAGCGAAAUCGUAGUUAACCGAAUCCUUACCGAAGCCGAAACCAUUAUCGAUAACAUUGAUGACGAUUACGUUGGUGUGCAAGAUCAAGUUGUUAACAUUACCAGAAAUGUUGCAACAAAAAAACUCGACCAAGUUAACAAAGCUUUGAACAUUAUCGGUAAACAAAGUAAUGCUGGGGGACAAAAACUAAUCGGCUGUAUCACCAGUGAAAAAUCAAGUGUUGCAGAUAUUGCCGCUAAUUCGGUUAAGAGUGUUACUACAUGCGCUAAAGAUGAAAUAAGCAACUUCGUUUCUGACUUAACUUCAUUGGUCAAGGACCUCGCCCGUACUGCCAAUAAAACCAGCGUUAUCGCUAAAGAUCUAGACAACUGUAUUGAUAAUGAUACAGGUGACAUUCUCUGCGCCAUUCAAGUUAUCAGUGAAAUAGCGAUUGCAGUAGCCAAAGAUAUUCCAGAGAUUAAUGCCAACCUUGCUCCCAUUCGCAACGAUUUGCCCGAUUUCAUUAACGCUGUUGUCAAAUGCUUGAAAAGUUCUGCUAUAGAUGUGGCAUCCCAACUUGGAAAAGUGGUCAACUCAAUUGUUUCCUGCAAUAAGUGCUAA
Messenger RNA from Psylliodes chrysocephalus, 729 nucleotides. Lineage: Eukaryota; Metazoa; Arthropoda; Insecta; Coleoptera; Chrysomelidae. The record is from the annotation of a GenBank genome assembly.